Molecule: messenger RNA, 1140 nt
Organism: Chrysoperla carnea
Lineage: Eukaryota; Metazoa; Arthropoda; Insecta; Neuroptera; Chrysopidae
Product: lysophosphatidylserine lipase ABHD12
Exons: 7
Coding region: 4-1104 (366 amino acids)
Biological process (GO): monoacylglycerol catabolic process; phosphatidylserine catabolic process
Cellular component (GO): endoplasmic reticulum membrane
Molecular function (GO): phosphatidylcholine lysophospholipase A1 activity; monoacylglycerol lipase activity
Source: RefSeq, a predicted model, not a curated record
UCGAUGACUAAAGUUUAUUGGAAAAAUUUUCUUUUCUCAAAAGUACGCAUUAAACGAAUCUUAUUAACAACACUAAAAGUAUCAAUAUUAAUAUUCUUUUUAAUAUUUGGUGUUGGACCAAUUAUAUUUAAAUUAUCAUGGACGCUUCAAAGAAAUGUAUUAUUUUUAAAUUUUUUGGAUUAUCCAAAAAAUGUAGAUUAUUCAUCACCUGAAAAAUAUGGUUUACCAGGUGCUAGAAAUCUAUACGUAAAAACAGAUGAUGGUAUAAAUUUGGGUGUAUGGCAAAUUUUACCAUCCAAUCUAUUAGAAGUAAAUGAAACAAAUCGUAAUAGUAGUGAAUACUUUGAUAAUGUACUGAAUAAUGGACAACCAGUUAUGUUAUAUAUGCAUGGAAAUUCAGGUAAUCGAGCUGGAGAACAUCGAGUUGUCAUGUAUCAAAAUAUGAGAAAAAUAUUUCAUGUGAUUACAUUUGAUUAUGGAGGCUACGCAGACUCAACAUAUCGUGAACCAAACGAAACAAAUGUUGUAUCAGACGGUAAAUUUAUGGUAAAUUGGGUACGUAAUAAAACAAAUGGUCCAAUAUUUAUUUGGGGUCAUUCACUUGGAACAGGAGUAUCAACACAUGUACUAGAUAUAUUAGCAAACGAAGAUGGCUUUGAAGCUAAUGGUUUAAUACUUGAAUGUCCAUUUAAUAAUUUACAUGAUGAAAUUGCUGAACAUCCAUUUGCAAGGCCUUUCAAAGAUUUGCCAUGGUUUGACUACUUAGUACCAGAUGCGAUGUAUGGAAAUGGUUUGAGAUUUGAAUCAGACAAACAUAUAUUAAAUUUUAAAGCUCCAAUUGUUAUAUUACAUGCAGAAGAUGAUGGAGUUGUUCCAUUUCACCUGGGCAAAAAGUUACAUGAAGUUGCACUGCAGUUCCGCACCAAAGGACAAGCCCCUGUCACAUUUCAUCGAUUUGAUGGUAAACACGCUUAUGGACAUAAAUGGAUAGCAAAAGCUCCGGAGACCUUAGAAAUAAUUAGUGAAUUUGUGAAGAAAUAUUCAAACCAAGACAAAAAGAACGAACACCAAAGACAUCUAGAUAUAAAAAAUCUAUCUUCGUAAUUGUAUAGAAAAUUUAAAUAUAUUUUUUUUAUGUAA